GUACGUGAUGGAUCAGUCGACGUGCGACGUAGCCGCGAUAUCAAUCGGGUCCCGUCGAUCUUUCGAUCGUCACUGAAUCAGAACACGGGAUCAUCGUCGACGGAGGCUGCCACGUGAACGCCAUGCCGGGGAUCGCGCUACUACUACAGCUGCUGUUGCUGCUGCAUGGAUCCUUCAUCGUCCUUGUUGCUCAGAAAUCCAAAGUUCCAGCAGCUUUGGAAGAGACGUACGAUCAAAGUUUCCGUCCGUACAACUUCAACGGUACCUGGAAGACGGACAAUGGCAUCCUUUAUGCAGAUAACUAUACCGGUGACGUCUAUCUGUUCGAUGUCAGGACGAACGAAAGCAGACUCCUUCUUGACUCAUCAUUGAUGAGCGACUAUACCAAACCUACGGUUGUCUUCUCCUACGAUAAUUCUCUAGUUCUGAUCGGUUAUGAUUACGUCAAAGGGUUCAGGUACUCCAUGUACCAGAGGUUUGACGUGUACGACAUCGCAAGCAGGAGUUUCACGAGAAUUUCAAAUGGUGAACGAUUACACCUGGCCAAAUGGUCGCCAGCCGAGAACGCUUUAGUUUACGUUCGUGAGAAUGAUAUUUAUUAUAAAAUAUUCUCUGACACGGGUAGCAUCGAACGUAGAUUGACGUAUACUGGUAUACCUGGUGUUGUGUUUAAUGGUAUACCUGAUUGGGUUUACGAAGAGGAGGUAUUAGCUUCCCCUUGGGCUAUGUGGUUCUCACCCGAUGGCAAACAUCUUGCUUUUGCUACUUUCAACGACACGAAUGUGAAGGAAAUUGUAAUCCCGAAAUAUGGGACACCGGGAAGCAUCGAGAACCAGUAUCCUUCGGAACAGAAGAUCAAGUAUCCAAAGGCUGGCAGUCCGAAUCCAGUAGUAUCAUUAACACUCGUUGAUCUGACUGAUCCAUCCUCUGAAUUAAUUAAUCUUCAACCACCUAUCGACACUGUUGGCGUAGACAAUAUUAUCUACACGGUAAAUUGGAGGAACAAGGAGCAGGUGGUAGCUACUUGGACAAACCGUGUACAAAACAAGGCAGUCUUGGUGUUGUACGAUACUCAGGGUAAAGCUAGUCACAUCCACUACGAAGAAGAAACCGAGGGUUGGAUUCGCGUUCACUCACCUCUCUACCACAACGAGUACGUUAUCAUCCUGAAGCCCCAGGAUAUCGGAACACAGGCUGGACGAUUUCUUCAUCCGACCAGAUACGUGUAUAAUAAUGGAAUAUUGACCGAUGAGAAAGAUUUAACCCCUAAAAGCGGCGAGGUUAAUGCUAUGUUAGCCGUCGAUCAUAUCAGAGGGAGACUUUAUUAUUUAACGACGAUGCAGGAUACACCUUCGCAAAGACAUUUGUAUUCGGUGCAAAUAGACGGUACUGGAGAACCAUUUUGCGUGUCUUGUACUCAAUUUUCUCCCGAAGGAAACCUCUGCCGCUACGCGUACGCGUAUUUUUCUACAAGCGCUUCGAACUACGCGUUGUCUUGUUCGGGACCAGAUCCGUUGACAGUACGGAUCUUCAACGCAGACCACAAGUUCCUGUAUCCCUGGGAAGAAAAUCGGUAUCUCAGAGGGAAACUCGCCACGCGUCUCCGACCGAUCGUCAAGAUGCUCGUUGUGAAGGGUGAGAAUAGGGUGAAAUUAGUCUUGCCAGCUGAUUUCGACGAAUCGAAAUCGUAUCCUCUGUUAAUAAACGUUUAUGCAGGACCGAAUACAGCGAAAUACACGGACGAAUUCUCGUACGGAUUCGAGGCGUAUAUGGCGACCAACAGAAGCGUCGUCUACGGUUACAUCGAUGGCAGAGGAUCGGCUAAUAAGGGAAGUAAAAUGCUGCAUGCAGUUUACCGACGACUGGGGACCGCGGAGAUCGACGACCAGAUCGAAGUCACUGAGACGCUGUUGGCAGUCUACCCAUGGCUCGACGGGAACAAAACAGCGAUAUGGGGGUGGAGCUACGGUGGUUUUGCCACCGCCAUGGCGAUGGCCACUGACGAACAAUCGGUGUUCAAGUGCGGUAUAUCAGUCGCACCCGUCACUUCUUGGAUCUAUUAUGAUUCUAUUUAUACCGAACGAUUCAUGGGUUUGCCCACCCUCGAAGACAAUCAGGAAGGUUAUUUUAAUUAUUCGGAUGUGACAAAGAAGGUGGAAGGAAUGCGAGGGAAGAAAUACAUGCUGAUACAUGGAACCGGGGACGAUAACGUCCACUAUCAACAAUCGAUGGCCUUAGCCAAAGUGCUGGAGGAGAAGGAUAUUAUGUUCGAACAGCAGAGUUACCCUGACCAGGCGCACGAUUUAGCCAGUGUCACUCCUCAUCUUUAUCACACUAUAGAUCGUUUUCUUAGCAAGUGUCUGGGAUAUUCGAGCAAUCGCAGACGUUGAAUAAAAAUCGAGUCGUCUGUCGUACUCGUCUAAGAGGGUUAAUUCGUGUUCCACUUACCAAACGACUCAUAUUUUUGAUAAAUUUAAUUUUCGAAACAUCCCUACGAGUUGUUCGGUUGUUCAGAACCUCUCUAAACUCCCAAGUUGUUUCUGAAAACAGUGAGGUUCAUUUUAAUGCAGUUUAAACACCAGUGAAAUUGCCCACGGCUCGUUAAAUUUCACUUCGUUGUUAAAGUAAACACGGUUGUUGUAAAUUGUACCUGAAAUUACCACGAUGUAAUUUAUUAAAAAUAAACAGUUAACGAAAUUCGAAUGUGAAAAUAAAGAAGUGCGAAAUGAAA
This is a messenger RNA of Osmia bicornis bicornis, 2731 nucleotides long. Its product is annotated as venom dipeptidyl peptidase 4-like. The coding region runs from base 123 to 2390 and encodes 755 amino acids. The record is from RefSeq and is a predicted model, not a curated record. Gene Ontology annotation, biological process: proteolysis. Lineage: Eukaryota; Metazoa; Arthropoda; Insecta; Hymenoptera; Megachilidae. The transcript has 13 exons. Gene Ontology annotation, molecular function: dipeptidyl-peptidase activity; serine-type peptidase activity.